AUGGCGUUGACGGCUGCGAGGGAGAGCAGAGGGGCAGAGGGGGGAGGAGGAGGAGUUGAGCUGUCGCGCGGCGGCAAUGGUGGCAAUGGCGAAGAGAGGAUCAAGCGGGAGCACAUGUUUGACAAGGUGGUGACGCCGAGCGACGUGGGCAAGCUGAACCGGCUGGUGGUGCCCAAGCAGUUCGCGGAGCGGCACAUCCUCCCGCGGCUGCUCGGCGGCGCGGCGAAGGCGGCCUGCUCGGGCGCCGUGCUGCGGUUCGAGGACGGCCGCGGCGGGGGCAGGGCGUGGGCGUUCCGCUUCUCCUACUGGGGCAGCAGCCAGAGCUACGUCAUGACCAAAGGGUGGAGCGCCUUCGUCCGUGACCGCCGCCUCGCCGCCGGCGACACCGUCUCUUUCUGCCGCGCGGGCGCACGCCUCUUCAUCGACUGCCGGCGGCGUGGCGCCGGAAUAGUAGCCUCGGCGCCGAUGACACGCCUCCUCGUGCCAGCAAUUGUGCCGCAAGUUGUCACGCUCAUGCCGCAGCAGUCGACGUCGUCAGACGAGAGGGCGGCGCGUGGCCGCUGCGUCCGGCUGUUCGGCGUGGACCUCGAGCUCGCCGGCGCCGAGCCGCUGCCGCUAGAUUUGCAGCUAGCUUUGAUGAGAAGAUGACCUCCGCUUGUGCCUCACUUGCCUGAUGC
Messenger RNA from Triticum aestivum (bread wheat), 677 nucleotides. Its product is annotated as B3 domain-containing protein Os06g0107800-like. Gene Ontology annotation, molecular function: DNA-binding transcription factor activity; DNA binding. Lineage: Eukaryota; Viridiplantae; Streptophyta; Magnoliopsida; Poales; Poaceae. Bases 1 to 648 code for a protein of 215 amino acids. The transcript has a single exon. The record is from RefSeq and is a predicted model, not a curated record.